CCGGGGAGGGAUGGCGGAUGAAGUGCAAGCCUGCGGCCAAGGGAGGGUUAAAACCGCGCUUGGGCUGAAGGUGGCGAGAAAAGUUCAGGCUUUCUUUCAGGGGUGGGAGAAAGCGCUGACGAGAUUUGUGUUUGAUCAACUUGGCGCUUUAGCUUCUGUAAGGGAGAGACGCUCAGAGGAAGAACCAGGAUCCCUGGGCUGCAUAAACAAGGAAAGCAGGAGUCCAUCUAAGCAAAGCUGGAAGGAUUUCACCUUGUUGCUAUUUGUUUUGGGAUAUUUUCCGUCCCCUCCGCCCCGAACACUAUCCAGCUGAGGGUUCGUUUCGUUACUACGUCCACAGCCGGCCAGGGGGGAAAAGAAAAAAGCGCGCUUUACAUGUUAGAGGUGAUUUUUGGUGAUUUUUGUCGUGGUUUCCCUGCAAGAAAGAGAUCAGCAUCAAUCUUCGAGAAGGAGGGAGAUAGGAUCAACUGAGGUUUUCCUUACCUCCGGCUGAACGUGAGAGUUCAAGUGACAUCGCCACUGGCCUGUGGCUGGCUGACUACACAGCGAGCUGGAAUCACAGCCAGAGCUGCUCAAUUUACCUGCUCGAGGACCCUUCAAACCCUUCUAUUGACGGUAGAGAUUUGUAUCCAAAGGAAAAUCGGAUUAAUAUAAACUAUGCAGAGCUUUGCGGGGAUAUCUGGAGACUACUCUGUCUGCAUGGCUAAUCUUGAAAUUGUCUGAAAUAAAUCCGUAGCGCAAGGAAUAGCGAGACACUUUCAAUUAGGAGGUUUUUUUCUUUGCUUUUUUUUUUUUUUUUUCCUGCCUCUACGAGAAUUUAACACUUCCUUCGCAAGGCUUUUACAGGAGAAUGGGACACAUGCUGGAAAACUCACCACUCCUCAUAAACAUCACGGGGGCAGCAGUUUCCAUCAUCGUUGCGGUAUGAAAGGUACUCUUUGGAUUGUCUACUGGUGGCUGAGAUGGAUCAGUUGUUCUCUGUUUCUGUUCGCUGUGUGCUGAAGGAUCCGGAUUUACCGAAAUACUGACGCCGAUAAACUUACUCCCUCUCUGUUGAAAGCAUUGGAUGUGACAGUGCAGAGCAGACAUGUGUUUCACAUUUCUGACGGAUUGUUUUGGUGCAGCCAAUGCCUCCGCAAGAAACAUGGACUUAGGUGGCGAUUAUCAUAGAGAGAGGCACACGGAGCGCUGCUUUCAUGUUGCUUGCAAAGUGAGCACAAAUCAAAGAGCCCGCCGUUCCUCUGAAGUGGGGGCUCCAGUUCCCCCUAAACUCUGGGGGGAAGGAAGUGGGCGAUUCUCCCACCCCCCCACAGAGAGCCCGGCCUCGGGGUGCGGAGUGAGCAAUGACCACGGCGCUGUCAGGAGUGGCAGGCAGCCGGAUCGGAUGGGGAUCAGUGAAGCAACAACGGCUGAAAGAAAGGAGGAUCGCGAAAUUGUUGCCCGAAGGAAUAGCAGGCGAGGUGGAAUGAUGAUAAAGUUAAACUUCUAUUUCAUCUUCUGUCGCGGAUGGUGGGCGUUUCUGUUGCUUCAGCUCCACAUGUUGCAAGCACUGGCACAAGAUGACGUCCCACCAUACUUCAAGACUGAACCAGGCUUGCCCCAGACACACUUGGAAGGAAACCGACUCGUACUUACGUGCCUUGCAGAAGGCAGCUGGCCCUUGGAAUUUAAGUGGUUACAUAAUGACAGUGAAAUAACUGCUUACUCCAGUGAAUAUAAGUACAUCAUCCCAGCUUUGCAGAGAUCUGAUGCUGGCUUUUAUCAGUGUGUCGUACGGAACAGGAUGGGAGCAUUGCUGCAAAGAAGAUCUGAAGUUCAAGUAGCAUACAUGGGAAAUUUCUUGGACACAAACCAGAAAAAAACAGUGACUCAAGGACAAGCUGCCGUUCUAAACUUCCUACACAUACUCAGCUAUCCAAGACCACAAGUGACGUGGUUUAGAGAUGGACACAAGAUUAUACCAAGCAGCAGAAUAGCUAUCACACUGGAAAAUCAACUGGUGAUUCUUGCAACAUCAGUGACCGAUGCUGGAGGCUACUAUGUCCAAGCAGUCAAUGAAAAGAAUGGAGAGAACAAGACAAGUCCAUUUAUUCAUCUCAACGUAGUGAGUGCCGUAGACCCGUCAGACACUGUGGCUCCCGUCAUUGUAAUCCCCCCGCGGAAUACCAGCGUUGUAGCAGGGAGCAGCGAAAUCACCCUGGAGUGUGUGGCCAAUGCAAGACCUCUUGAGAGACUAAGCAUGACCUGGAAGAGAAACGGAAUUCAGAUCACCAGAGGCAUUAGCAGUUUUGGGAGACGCCUCACUAUCACCAACCCAACCUCUGCUGAUAUGGGGAUGUACUUCUGUGAAGCAAAAUUGAGAGACAGCACUGAGGAGCCCUCAAGAGCGAAAGCCUUCCUUUCUAUAAUGGAACCACCAUAUUUUACGUCUGAACCCGAGAGCGUCAUUUUGGCUGAAGUGGAGAAAGACGUGGAUAUCCUGUGCCAGGCGAUGGGGGUUCCCAUUCCCACCCUGGUCUGGUAUAAGGACUCUGUUCCCCUCAGCAAGCUGGAUAACCCCCGCUACAAAGUCCUGCUCAGUGGUGGGCUACGGAUCCACGCUCUGCGUCCUCAGGAUGCUGGAAUCUUCCAGUGUUUUGCUAGUAAUAAAGCUGGGGAGAUACAGACAUACACCUACCUGGAUGUGACUAACAUUAAACCAGCAUUUAUACAGCCUCCAGAGGAUACCACUGUUACAGAGGGAAUGACUGCAGUGCUAACCUGUGAAGUAUCAGGGGCUCCAAAACCUGCCAUCUCAUGGAAAAAAGGAAACCAGAUCUUAGCCAGUGGCUCAGUUCAGAUUCCUCGGUUCAUUCUUCUUGAAUCUGGAGGGCUCCAGAUAACACCCGUCUUCCUUCAGGAUGCUGGCAAUUAUACUUGCUGUGCAGUCAACUCUGAAGGAGCUCUGAAUGCUUUUGUGGCGCUGACAGUAUGGAAUCGCACUUUCAUUGUUCACCCCCCUGAAGAUAGCACUGUGAUCAAAGGAACCACAGCCACCCUGAGAUGUGAAGCAACUCAUGAUCCUAGAAUUUCAAUCAGGUAUCUUUGGAAGAAGGACAACAUUGUAAUAAAUCCAUCCAGCAGUUCCAGGAUCACAGUAGAGAAAGAUGGAACCCUCCUCAUCAGUCAGACGUGGUCAGGUGACAUUGGAGACUAUACCUGUGAGGUCAUUUCUUUUGGAGGAAAUGACUCCAGAAUGGCUCGACUAGAAGUGAUUGAGCUGCCUCAUUCCCCUCAGAAUCUUCUGGCCACUCUAAAUUCCUCAUACAGUCGCAGCGUGAUGCUCUCCUGGGUGCGUCCCUUUGAUGGAAACAGCCCUGUUCUCUACUACAUGGUCGAGCUCUCUGAGAACAAUUCUCCCUGGAAGGUUCACCUGUCAAAUCUUGACCCAAAGAUGACCAGUGUCACUGUGAGUGGACUAACUCCAGCCAGAACCUACCAAUUUCGUGUGUGUGCAGUUAACCAGGUGGGAAAGGGCCAGUACAGCUCUGAGACCAGCAGGCUGAUGCUACCAGAGGAGCCUCCCAGUGCCCCACCUAAAAACAUAGUGGCCAGUGGGCGCACCAAUCAGUCUAUCAUGGUCCAGUGGCAACCUCCUCCCGAGAGUGAACAUAAUGGAGUUCUUCAUGGUUACAUCCUAAGGUAUCGCCUGGCCGGCCUCCCUGGAGAAUACCAGUAUAAGAACAUCACCAGUGCAGAAAUUAACUACUGCUUAGUGAAAGACCUGAUCAUUUGGACCCAGUAUGAAAUUCAGGUGGCAUCUUACAAUGGAGCUGGGCUGGGAGCUUUUAGCAGGCCUGUGACAGAGUACACCUUACAGGGAGUGCCUACAGCUCCACCACAGAAUGUACAAGUUGAAGCUGUGAACUCCACAACUAUCCAGUUCCUCUGGAAUCCUCCACCCCAACAGUUCAUCAAUGGUAUUAACCAAGGAUACAAGCUUCUAGCAUGGCCAGUAGAUGCUCCAGAGACUGUGACUAUGGUCACCAUUGCUCCAGAUUUUCAUGGUGUUCACAGUGGCUGCAUCACCAACCUGAAGAAAUACACUGCGUACUAUGCAUCGGUUCUGUGCUUCACCACGCCUGGGGAUGGACCACGAAGCACACCCCAGCUCCUGCGCACCCUUGAAGACAAGCCAGGAGCAGUAGGACAUCUGAGUUUCACUGAGAUUCUGGACACGUCUCUCAAGGUCAGCUGGCAAGAACCUGUAGAGAAAAAUGGCAUCAUUACAGGGUACCAGAUCUCCUGGGAAGUGUAUGGCAGGAAUGAAUCUCGCCUUGCCCGCACGCUACCCAACACGACGCUGGAGUACAAGAUCACGGGGCUGUCAUCUCUCACCACCUACACAAUUGAGGUGGCAGCUGUGACUGCAAAAGGAACCGGAUGGGUCACAUCCUCCACCAUCUCUUCUGGUGUGCCCCCAGAACUUCCAGGUGCUCCAUCCAACCUGGUGAUUUCCAACAUCAGCCCUCGCUCUGCCACACUUCAGUUCCGGCCAGGGUAUGAUGGCAAAACCUCCAUCUCCAAGUGGAUAGUCGAAGGCCAGGUUGGUGUACUGGGUGAUGAAGAAGAGUGGGUGAAUCUUCAUGAGGUGGAGAAUGAACCUGAUGCUCAGAUGCUGGAAGUACCAAAUCUUACUCCUUACACUCAUUACAGGUUCCGGAUGCGGCAGGUGAACGUGGUGGGUCCCAGCCCCCUCAGCCAGCCCUCCCGGGUCAUCCAGACGCUGCAGGCUCCACCAGAUGUUGUCCCCGGGAGCGUCACCGUGCGCACAGCCAGCGAGACCAGCCUGUGGCUGCGAUGGGUGCCCCUGCCCGACACACAGUAUAAUGGCAAUCCAGAGUCCGUGGGGUACAGGAUAAAGUUCUGGCGUGUGGAUACACAGUCUCCUAUCCUGACAAAGGUUAUUAAUGAUCGAUUGGAAAGAGAGUACACAAUUGAAGAUCUGGAGGAGUGGACAGAGUAUGAGCUGCAGAUCCAGGCUUUCAAUGCCAUUGGGGCAGGGCCAUGGAGUGAAGUAGUAAGAGGUCGUACACGGGAGUCUGUUCCCUCUGCUCCUCCUGAGAAUGUCUCUGCCGAAGCUGUGAGUUCAACUCAGAUCCUUCUGACGUGGACCGCAGUCCCUGAAUCCGAGCAGAAUGGUCUCAUCCUGGGUUACAAGAUACUUUUCAAAGCAAAAGAUUUAGACUCUGAACCAAAGAGCCAAAUAGUAAGAGGUAACCACACUCAGUCUUUCUUGCUGUCUGGCUUGCGGAAAUACGUCCUCUAUGAGAUCCAGGUGUUGGCAUUCACUCGGAUUGGAGAUGGAGUCCCCAGCUCUCCUGCAGUUAUAGAAAGAACCAAGGAUGAUGCUCCCGGGCCACCUGUGAGGCUGGUGUUCCCCGAGGUGAGGCUGACAUCUGUACGGAUUGUUUGGCAGCCACCAGAGGAGCCCAAUGGAAUUAUUCUGGGGUAUCAGAUUGCCUACCGUCUGGCCAGCAGCAGCCCUAACAAGUUCACAACAGUGGAGGUUGGCUCAACAGUCAGACAGUUUACUGCUACAGAUCUCACCCCUGAGUCAGCGUACAUCUUUCGGACAUCUGCCAAGACCAGGCAGGGCUGGGGGGAGCCUCUGGAAGCCACAGUGAUAACAACAGAAAAGAGAGAUCGACCAGCACCUCCCAGGCAGGUGAUAACCCCCCAGAGCAAUGUGUCAUCACGAAGUCUGUUGUUGAAGUGGGUCCCUGGAAGUGAUGGAUCUUCACCAAUACGAUAUUUUACAGUACAAGUGCGAGAACUGCCAAAUGGAGCCUGGCAAACCUACUCCUCUUCCAUCAGCCAUGAGGCAACAUCCUGCAUUAUUGAAAGCUUGAACCCGUUCACCUCUUACAAACUGCGAGUGAAAGCAACCAAUGACAUCGGGGACAGCGACUUCAGCACAGAGACCGAGGCGGUCACGACACUACAGGAUGUUCCAGGUGAACCACCCAGUUCUGUGUUAGUAACUCCCCACACGACUUCCUCUGUCCUUGUGCAGUGGCAGCCACCCAAAGUUGAGAGCCUAAAUGGCUUGCUGUUGGGAUACCGGAUCUACUAUCGGGAGCUGGAUUAUGACACUGGACCUGGGACAGAAUCCAAAACCAUCCAGAACCCUUCAGCUUUAAGAGCAGAACUCACACAAUUAAAGAAAUACAAGAGAUAUGAAGUACUAAUGACAGCCUAUAACAUAAUUGGUGAGAGCCCUACCAGCACACCAGUGGAAGUGUUUGUGGGCGAAGCAGCACCAGCGUUGGCUCCACAGAACAUCCAUGUAAACUCCCUUUCUGCAAGCCAACUGGAGCUCACCUGGGACCCUCCGCCUGUUGACAGCCAAAAUGGGAACAUCCAAGGCUACAAGAUUUAUUACUGGGAGAGCGAUACACAAAAUGACACUGAGAAAGUGAAGGUCCUUUUCCUCCCAGAGACAACUGUCCGUCUCAAAAACCUGACGAGCCACACGCGGUACAUGGUCUGCAUCUCUGCCUUCAACGCAGCCGGGGACGGCCCCAGGAGCAGCCCCUCGCAGGGCAGGACGCACCAGGCGGCACCCAGUGCUCCCAGCUUCUUGGCGUUCUCUGAAAUCACUUCCACUACACUCAAUGUGUCUUGGGGCGAGCCGACAGCAGCAAAUGGAGUCCUGCAGGGUUAUCGAGUAGUCUAUGAGCCUUUGGCUCCUGUCCAGGGGGUGAGUAAAGUGGUGACUGUGGAUAUUAAAGGGAACUGGCAACGCUGGUUGAAGGUCCGAGAUCUUACCAAGGGCAUGACCUAUUUAUUCAGAGUGCAAGCCCGAACUAUCGCCUAUGGACCUGAACUGCAAGCCAAUGUCACAGCUGGGCCAGCAGAAGGGUCUCCUGGCUCCCCUCAGGAAAUUCUGGUGACAAAAUCUGCUUCUGGGCUGACGCUACAAUGGACCGAGGGAGAUUCUGGAGAAAAACCAACAACCGGCUACAUUAUAGAGGCACGACCCUCAGAUGAAGGACUUUGGGAUAUGUUUGUGAAGGACAUUCCUCGCAGUGCUACCUCCUACACAGUCGGCCUGGACAAACUCAAACAGGGUGUGACCUAUGAAUUUCGGGUAGUGGCUGUCAAUGAAUUUGGCUAUGGAGAACCAAGUGUUCCUUCUGUGGCAGUAUCAGCACAAACAGAAGCCCCUUUCUACGAGGAGUGGUGGUUUCUACUGGUAAUGGCACUCUCAAGUCUGAUCCUCAUCCUCCUAGUGGUGUUUGCAUUGGUUCUACACGGUCAGAGCAAGAAGUACAAGAACUGCAGCACAGGUAAAACCAUCUCCAACGUGGAAGAGUCAGUCACCCUGGAUAACGGAGGCUUCACUGCUCUGGAGCUUAACAGCAGACACCUGAACAUCAAGAGCACCUUCUCAAAGAAGAAUGGAACCAGGUCUCCUCCUCGCCCAAGCCCCGGGGGGCUGCACUACUCUGAUGAGGAUAUCUGCAACAAGUACAACGGAGCUGUGCUGACUGAGGGCUUGGGCCUGAAUGAGAAGCCCUUAGAAGUGUCAGAGUCAGAGGCCACCGACUCAGAUUAUGAAGAUGAGUUGCCAAAGCACUCCUUUGUGAACCAUUACAUGAGUGACCCCACAUACUACAACUCGUGGAAGCGGCAGCAGAAAGGUGUGAAGCACCCAACAUCCUACAGAUACGAGGAAUGCGCCGCCAGUGAGACAGAACCCUAUUUCCAGACUGUCAUCACAACACAGAGCUCAGGAGGGGUGUACACCCCAACGGGACAGCCUGCACCCGGCUCCCGGACUCCAGUGACAGGGUUCUCCUCCUUUGUCUGAGAUGGGGCUGGAGGAGGCGGCCCAACUGCCAGAGGGACCCACAGCAGUGACUGUGUGUGCGUGACCGGUGCGGUGGACCUGUGGGUAGCUUCUCUAUCAGGGUAGAAACAGAUGGCAACGUGGAUGAGGCUGGUUUGCUUUGGUUUGGUUUGGUUUGGUUGGGGUUUUUCUUUUUCUGAAGACAAUCAACUCUAAAAAUCUGGAGCUGAACUAGCUGAACCUUUGUUUAAAAAAAGAAAAAAGAAAAAAAAGGAAUUCUGCAAAGUGAUGAUUUUAACCACUUGUGAAUAGUAGGGGUUUUUUAACUGCUUUUUGUAACACUGCUUCAGGAAGCAGCUCCCACACCCUUCUCUUCCCUCUUUCUUUCUCUUCUCUCCUUCUUUCUCUCCUGUCCUUCUGUCCUUCUGUUCCCAAACAAGAAGGUGAAUUCCCUGGGUGCAAUGAGUGACUUCGUGAUGUGAUUUGAAGAGAAAACAUAAAACCUCCCAGACUCCUUUUUCUUUCUUUUUCUCUACUCUUUUUUUCUUUUUUUUUAUCCCCCCUGUCAUCAAGGUCAAAAAGGAAAAUAUAGAAAAGGGAAAAAAUUUUAUGUGACAAGCAGACACACCUCCUCUCUCCUCAUUGCUGCUCCCUACUUUAGGAACACUGGGUGAUGAACUCAAGUUCAGAAGUGUCACUGUAUCUGCUGUAGGUUCACUACUGGUGCAUUUAUACUGAAUCACUGACUUGUUUGUCAUUCUUGUUCAAAUGGGACACGCUGCAUUCUUUAAAUAUUCCAACUCCAGGGCCUUUGGAUGAGGAGAUGGCUCAAAAGAGCACCGUAUGCAGCAGUGGGGGAAGCAAGUGGGAAAAAUUCAGAUGCAAGGUCAGUUUACUUUUGGUGUGGCUCUGAUCCUCGCUCAUGGACUACAUGUGCCAUUUGAAUUGGUCAUUUUAAGUCAAAGAAUACAACCCAGCAAGCAGAGCAAUUCUUCCAUUAAGAUUGCUGUGACAAGCUUCAGAGUCUACUAAUUGAUGAGGGUUUUGAUCAUCAACAUUAUCCUGCCCUGUCGAUAGCAGCUGAGCAUCCCUUGUCAGCCAGACUCUGCAGUGCUGCUUACUGGCCUGUAAAAAAGUGCAUGGUAGCUGGAUUCGUUUGAUUUUCAUUUUUUUUAGUACAAAGACAUGUCACACAAACUGGGUGACUUUUGGUGUCCACAGGUGCCUUUUAUUGAUUCUUCAGCUUCAUAUCAUGGAGAAGCAAGAAAUGUCUCCAAAUAAAGCUGACUAGGUUUUUCAAGCAUUUACAGGGUCAUGAUUUACCUUGUGCACGUUUACAUUCUGCUUUGUGCACUUGAAGCUACAGCCUUUGGAAAGAAGAGAGGGGAUUUUUAGUUUGUUUUUCAUCCUUUUGUACAGCUCCCUUUUUGUUUUCUCCUUUCCUUUCCUUUAUCUGUCAUAUUUAGCAGUGAGUUGUUUACUCACAAGGAACUUGUCAGGAGUUUAAAGAAUCCAAGUCCAGCCCUUGGAGCUAGAAGCAGUCCUGGAUAACCAGGCUUUUUGCUGCAAGAGUUUGAAAAGUGAAUUUGAAAGCAGACAAGUCUUUGCCACUCUGAGGUCUGGCAUUUCCUCCCAGGUGAGCGUAGGUUAGCCAGAGAAACUGGUAUACUGCCUCUUGCUAAACAUCCUAUUGGGGCAUGGUGUGGGCACUGUUCCUGUUGCAAACUGUCCCUGUCCUCUCUGGAGGGAUGCAGGACAGCUAUGGCACUGGGCGGACACCUUCAAGGCAGUCUGUUGAAGUCAAGCUGGUGUUGAUUAUAGUGUCUGCCUGUUCCUAUCCAUGGGGGUUGGCUAGAAGCAGCCUGGUGGCACCUCAGUUGAACAGCUGAGGUCCAAGGGCAAGCUCAGCUCAGCAGUUGCCUUUCAGUGCCCCUUGGAUGCACCAAAUGAUCUCAGAGCUGCUUUUACUCUUUGGCACUGCCUCUGAGCACUGCUGCUCUUGGUGUAUACAGAUUCUGGGUAGCUUUGGCACUGGAUUGCUGUUCCUCUCCAAAGGCUGCAGAAAGAAAAUGUUCAAAACCAAAAACUCCAGUGGGUGUGUUUAAGGGCUUUUGAGUUUGGGAUAAUGAUCCACAGCUCAUUAGAUGGCAAGGGAUAUGCAAAGACACAGGCUUGAGCCAAAACCCUGUACGCCUUCCCGCUCUCUGCACCUGGAUAGGAUGUAUGUGGGAUGGAGAAGGGGUUCCAAAGAGGGUGACGUGGAGCUGACUGAGAAGAGGAAUGCAAAGCAAACAAAAAACCCACUGCCUUCUGUGCACUUUGACUGUUCUCUUAAGCCAUAUGGACUUUGCUUUAAUUACUGAACCGACAGCAUUUGUUUGCAGUCUUGAGUUUUUUUGUUUCUUAGACAAAAUUAUCUACUUAACUUUCAGAUUUGUUUUCUUUCUCCUUUGUUAUUUCUUGCAUCAAACUACAGAUUUUUAAAACCUCAGUUUACAUACAUGUGACAUAGUAAUGCAAUUGCUGUAGGAAUUGCAAUAGCAUUUAUCCAACAGGUAUGAGAGGUAGUGCUACAGGAGGAGCCUUCCAAGGACCACUGAGGACUUAGGAAUAUAGAUUAGUAUAAAGCAGAUUGAACACUGAAGAGUUUACUACAAAGGAAAGCAUAGUGUCAGUAGCUCCGUAUCUCCUGAUACCAGAUCUAAAUUGGUGUAAGGUGCAGUGACUCCCAGGGGCUGAUCUGAUACCACACUGACCAAAAAAAGCAAGGAAACCAUGGGGAAUAAAAGCAAAUGGGCUUUGUGGCCCCUACUCCCCUGAAGGACAACAUGGGGAGCAGCACAAUCGAUAGAAAGCAAAGAGAAGAGACUAUUCCUUUUUUUUUUUCUCAGAAUCAUCUGCAACAAAAAAGCCUGAUCUUGCUGAGGACCUGCUGAGUUGGCUGUAUUGCCUUUUUCCUCUGACUUCUGCUGAAAUAACAGGUUAGAUGUGAUUCCUUUAGGACCUGUUGAUCUGAGCAAAGGCAUUUCUGUUCCAUUGCUGUCCACACUAUUCUUGUUCUUGGUUUGGUUUUGUUUUGUUUAGGAGUUGGCUUUUCUAACAUGUGGGUUUAUUUUACAUAGGCAAUUGCAGAGCAUAGAAGUGUCCUGCCCUUAUCACCCCAAAGAUGAGCACAGGGUGUGUGUUCUGCUGCCCAGCAUCUUGUAUAGCUACAUAUAUGAUGCCUGUGCCUUCUUUGUUAGUAUGUUGUUCUUGUAAAUAGGAUUAAUGGGUAGAUUUUAUUUACCUCAGAUAUCAGGUAAAUUGUUCUAUCUGGAAGGAAACACUCCAUCAGUUAGCAAGAAAACUCUCUUUCAUAGCUGUACUCUUUGGGAAUCGCAGCCUUGUAAUAUGACUUUUAAACAUUAGUUGUCCUGUUACAAUAACUUCACCUAUCAAAUCCACUUCUGUUCCAUCUUCUUGUUUAGAACAGUCUUGAAAAAAUGGAGGCUUAUAUUUAAAAUGCCUUCUUAGGAUACUUUAUUUGUAUUUAUUUGCUUUCCCAUGUUUCUCAGGUCUCUUGGUGGCUGUUAGUAAAACACAAAAACAGCAUCACGAAAUGACCAAGGGAGACAUUUCAGGGAACAGUUUAAUAGAAGCUCAUUUUUCAUGUAAUAGCCAUGGACAUAUCCAAUUUCCUGCAGGAAAAAAGUGUCCAGGUCUUCACUCCCCUCCCAGGGCUGACACAACACUACCCACAACCACCAGCAAUGCUCCCAGCACUCCGAAUGACACUGAACUUCAGCUUGUCCUUAUAAUACAUCAUUUGCACAAGUGCAUCUGUACUCUUCCAGCCCACUCUACUUAGAGCAUUUUCUCCCCAAAAAUCCAUAUCAUGCAUGAUGUAUCCCCCCACCAUAGACCACACCCUUGGAUGGAAUAUUUGCCAUUCCCAUCUUUUAAUGCAAUAUUGCUGCAUGACGAGUGCUGCUAUUCAGGUGAGAGGGAACAGGAGGGGGCACUGUUUUGCUUUCAUCAGUGAUAGUCUCUUUUUCCCCAAUCUAGGAGUUAACCGUGUGAAAACCCUUCUUGGGAUGGGUAGGGAGAGCACAGAGCAAAGGGUUUCAUCAGCACUUGCUAAAGGAAUCACACUGUGGCCAGUGAUCCCACUUUUGGAAGCAGGUGGCAUUACUAAAGAGAAGAUAAAAAAAAAAACCAUACAGAAAAAGAAAAUCAUCCAUUACCCAAAAGAAUUCUUUUUUUUCCUCUUUUUUUUGAAGGUUAAAGCUAAUGAUGCUUUGCAGAUUGGCCAACAUGUCAUUUUUCCUGCUUAUACCCAGGUAUCUGCCAGAAGCCAUUGUAGCAAUUGUUUAGAAUAAAUAUCCAAGUCUGUCUUGACAUGAGGAUACAUUUAUCCUUGUCAUUGCUUCCCUCAAGAAAUCCAUUGGGUUGUCCAAAGAUUAUCCAAUCUGCUCUCUAAAAAGUUAGGAGAGUGAGCUGUUUAUACAUACAGAGCACUGAUGUCUUCUCCCACUUUCUGUUUCCAGAUAAGCAGAGCAACUUGUUUAAGAAAAAUCCUUAAAUCCUUAACAAGGAAUUUAUUGUUAAACUGAAAAACAAAACAAAACAGCACAAAGCUCAAAAUCACACACCAAAAAACCCCCAGACCCCAAGAAAUGUACCUUUUUCAGGAACAUUAGAAAUCUUGAAGUUCUAGAAAUCUGUGACAUGUAAGACUUGAGUAUGAUCUCAAGACCUCCUAUCUUUAGUGAUCUCUUUUAUCAUUAGAAAUCAGAAGGGCACGUGCAAUGAGGGGUUAUAUUUGGAGAGGAAAAGCCAUCACAGAAGAGUCUAGAUGGGCAGGUUGUACUGCAGACAUUCAUAUAACUGGAGUUCCUGCUAGUUCACAUUUUUUAGGUUGUUUUUAUAAGUAUUUGCCAGCAUAUGUGGAGUCCAUACAUGAUCAUGGCAUUACCAGAAGUCAAGUGGGGAGAGAUAUAGAAUCAUUUAGAUUGGAAAAGACCCUUAAGAUCAUCAAGCCCAACCAUAAAUUACCAAAUUGUACAUUGCUGUGGUGUUUACACGAAGCCACGUGCAUGAGGAUGUGGUUGUACAGUAUCCAUUGACACCUCCUUAUGGAAGGCCACCCUUGAGCGCACCCUUGUUCACCCCAAGACUGAACAUUUUGGGCUGGGCAUGGGCCUUAGCUCCAUCUGACAAGUCAAAUCUUCAGUUCUUUGUAAUUUUGUAUUCCAUUUCUUAUCCACCACACCUCCACCCCUAGCCCUUCCAGGUAAAUAAAGCUGGCUUGCACUUUGUGAAGGUGUAAAGUUUGCCACUCCCAGUAGUAGCCAGCCACAACCAAUAAGCACACAGAUGACACAUGGGACAGGUGAGAAAUGUUUGAACAAGGGGUGAAAUACCAUCCUGAUGUGAGAUUCAGGCUCUGAAUCAGAAUUUCAUCUUCUCAAAGCUGCUACCUGACCGUUUUAAACAGCCCUGGAGCCUCAAGACUUGGCAGGAAAUUCAUUACUUUGAUGUUGUUUGAUCACUGUGCACUUCCUUGGGGCUUGAAUCGAUGGCUAUAUCGUAGUGUUUUCCCAUUUAUGUCCACUUCUUUAGAUCUGGGAAUGAAACCUUUCUUCUAACAUGACAUGAUGGUGUUCUGCAGAUGGGGCACCUGGGAGGUGCCACCAAUACUCUGCUCCCUUGACGUCCUUAAGCUCCUGGGAUCUGUAACAGUGCAAUGGGAACUCUUGGGUAGCAGAAAAAUGUAAGGAUGUUGUAUUAUGGUGAGUUUGUAGCUGGUCACUUUGCCACACUUUGGAUGAAGUCCAUUCUCUGAUUUGGUAUCUGCCAUCGGUUUAGGGGUAGGACCACCUUCCACAGCUGUGUGUUUGAGUUACCCUUCCGUGUACUACGGUUAUUGGAUCAUUGCUUUUAAUUCGAUGUCUCCUUGGGAAUUUGCCCUGGAUUUUUGUCUCACACCUCUUGUUAGCCUCACCUUCACCACUCCACUAUUUUAUAUGAGAAAGUUACUUCUUCUUUUGCAAACUUGCUUCUAAUUAAAAGAAACCCUUUUUGAAA
Molecule: messenger RNA, 13900 nt
Organism: Colius striatus (speckled mousebird)
Lineage: Eukaryota; Metazoa; Chordata; Aves; Coliiformes; Coliidae
Gene: SDK1
Product: sidekick cell adhesion molecule 1
Exons: 45
Coding region: 1088-7855 (2255 amino acids)
Molecular function (GO): protein binding
Source: RefSeq, a predicted model, not a curated record